Astyanax mexicanus (Mexican tetra) is the source of this 3807-nucleotide messenger RNA. It is a transcript of the gene zic6, whose product is annotated as zic family member 6. The coding region runs from base 1275 to 2843 and encodes 522 amino acids. Gene Ontology annotation, biological process: central nervous system development; regulation of transcription by RNA polymerase II. Gene Ontology annotation, molecular function: DNA-binding transcription factor activity, RNA polymerase II-specific; RNA polymerase II cis-regulatory region sequence-specific DNA binding. NCBI's taxonomy places the organism in Eukaryota, Metazoa, Chordata, Actinopteri, Characiformes, Acestrorhamphidae. The record is from RefSeq and is a predicted model, not a curated record. The transcript is spliced from 2 exons. Gene Ontology annotation, cellular component: nucleus.
AAUAAUAAAAACGGUUAUAUGUGAUGCAACAAUUAUUAGUAGCCUUAUUGUUACGAAGAGGAAUUUUCCUGAUACGAAAUGUAUUAGUAAAGUUUUAAUGUUACUGUAAACCCUGUAACGUAAUGAAAUGGAGAAUUAGGCCACGCUUUCUUAUGUAAAAUCCUAUUUUUUCUGUGGCGUGAAACUAGCCCACCUUAAAGCGAAAAUAUAAUUAAUUAGGAUGAUGUUUUGCCCAUAUUUCUCAGUGGGUCUUUAGAGUGCCAAUUCGCAUUUUAGUAACGUCCCAUUUGUGUUGCAUUUGAAAAAUAGCCAAGUCUACAUGUCCAAACGGACUCCAUUAGAGUCUUGGUAGUGGCUACCCUAUGGCUAAGAAGCACUUGGAAGUAAAAUGACAGUGUCAUUGUGCUGUCGGUUGUGUUGAAAUCGUGCCAAGCGUAGUUUGCCUUUGUCAAAAAAUGUCUGUUGAAGAAAUGAAAUGAUUAUUUUAGGUGUGCUGCUGCCAAACCACACAUCGCGGAAUGGAAAUAAUAUUUUUUGGUCUUUUCUCCCUGAACUCUUGAGACUUGGAUGCACAUAUGAGGAUAUAUCUGAGCAGUCUGGAUGUACAAAGUGAAUAAACACUGCCCAUUUUGAUUUCGCCUGCUUGUGCCGAUUUGGCAGCUCGUUUGCUGGAUCUUCUCGUUUCUUUUCGGACUGUAUAGUAAGAAAAACCUUCCUGCAUUCUCCUCCUUCGACGAGGCGAGUGUGGAGUAGAUGCUCUACCAUGAGAUAUUUUGCAAGUUGUAAUCUGACGCCUUGAAGUCAAAGAGGCGGCGAUAUUUGGCAGCGCAUAAGCGGCACAUAUCAAAGCAUUUUCACUGCGAGAUUUGAAAACGGAGUCGUGUGGUGAACGCCUGCGUGUCCCUUUUAAAACAAACCCAGUCGCUGUCAAUCACCGGGCAUUCCAACCAAUCCCCAAGCGCCCUUUUUUUAAACCCAGGUUUGCCUGCUGUGCUUUUAUAUUGCAGCCUGGCCUGGUUCGGAGCAUUUUACUACCACGGUUAUUGCCACAAAUCAAGAGGGCAAAGUGAACGGCAUGGGACUCGCACCGGCUCUAACGAACUCGGGUCCGAUUCGUGCGUCCGCGAGGUUCACGGCCGAGCGCUGCACGUGCAGAUGAUACACGGGCUGGGCAGGGGCCAAUGGGGGACACGGUCUUGUAGGGGAAAAAAGCUCGAGCGUGAAAAGGUUCGGUUGAUUUUGCAGACCCACAGCCAAACUUACCACAAAUAACAAUGACAAGCCUGUCGAGGUUUAGUGGCUGCCCUCUUUCUUGCGUCAACCCUGGGGAGAGCAAUACUGAACCCAGUGUGGUGCUGCCACCUUUGGCAGGGGAGCACAUGGGGCACCCCACUGGCACUUCCUUAAAACUCUGCCCCUCGCACAAUCUGCGAGACUACCCCGAGACGAGGGCCACUGCUUAUGUUGACCAUUCGGCCCCCCACUUUGCAGACCCUGGAUACACGAGCCACCGCUUAGAAGCCAGUCCUAGGGGCAUUAUCAUUGGGACAAAUCUGUCAGGAACGGGCAUGCCACCCGUGGCCGAGCAACUGGCGCCAAGAGCCAACCAACAUGGCGCGAUUGGAAGGUACCGUGACCUCCACGGCUACAGAGAUGGCAGGAGCCACGCGUUCUUCGCCACGUACCAAGAGCAGGCCCAUAGCUCCGCCGCGGCUGACGCCGCCCGAGACCUCAGCAGCCAAGUCAUGUUGGGUCUUCCAGGAGAGAUUCUCUCGAGGGCGCAUCCGUAUGGCCAGGCGCACGGCGGCGGCCCUCGGGCCAACGGCCAACAGCUGGUCACCCAGUUCUUGGGGCUCUACAAGCCGCUGAACAUGGCCAUGCAGCGGGGCGGGGGUGACGCGUUCCUCAGGUGCUCCAGGCAGAACCUCGCGCACGAGCUGGUGUGCAAGUGGCGGGACGGCCAAGAAGGUGCUGGCAAGCCGCCAUGUGCCAGGACCUUUGGGACCAUGUACGAACUUGUCACGCAUGUGACGAUCGAGCACGUCGGGGGACCAGAGCACUCCGAAUAUGUGUGCCACUGGGAGAACUGUCCACGAGACAGAAAGCCGUUCAAAGCCAAGUACAAGCUGGUCAACCACGUCAGAGUGCACACGGGGGAAAAGCCCUUCCCCUGCCCGUUCCAUGGAUGUGAGAAAGUUUUCGCCCGGUCCGAGAACCUCAAGAUUCACAAGAGAACACAUACAGGUGAAAAACCGUUUAAAUGCGAGUUUGAGGGCUGCACUCGGAGGUUCGCGAACAGCAGUGACCGGAAGAAGCACUCUCACGUGCACUCCAGUGAUAAACCCUACACGUGCAAGGUCAGAGGCUGCGAGAAAUGUUACACGCACCCCAGCUCCCUGCGAAAACACAUGAAACUGCACUGCAAGGCCUACGUUGGCAAAAUGGGCGAGGAUGGGGAGCACCUCGGCAGGCCCGGCUCUCCCGAGGUGACCGAACAGCAGGACACGUCCUCCUUGCCACCAGCCCCUCCUCAAGAGCCCCCGUCCCCAGAGGCCCUGAGCGAGCCGGCCCUGAGGUCCCGCUACCAUCACUCGUUUGACAACAGCUUGGACUACACGGCGCACAGGCCGCAGUCCCUUCUGGACCCUUUGCUGAUCCACCGAGGCAAUUACAGGACCGAGACUGGCCAGUACCCGUGUGGCCAAGCGAGCCCCACUCUGGGCCCUAGCCACAGGACCUUCUCGCCACACUCACCUUUCCAAAAGAGUCUUGUGAACGGUUGGUACACGUGCCAUGGUGGUGUGGAGACUUUCUCGUCCAAGCAAUGUAAUAAUAAUGUAUGACGUGCGCUCGGUCAACAGGAGGAAUUUGGGAAUGAGCAGCGGGGGUGGGCUGGGGUGGUGUUAUGGCCAUGACCAGGUCAUUUAGACAUGAAUUCAACAUGUAUGACAGCAUUUCGGCUUUAGAUAGCUGGAUAGACGUGGUCUUUGGUGCCAAAGUGUCCUAUAUGUCAGCUGGCUAAUUAGCAUAUAGUGCAAUUUGAUUGCUGUGAGCUUUAUCCGUUGUACAUGACCGUUAUUCGUGUUGUUGAACUGUUGAACUGUGUUGAUGUUUUUAACUGAAGCUUAGAGUGCUUAUUCUGCUCUUUACUUAAUUUGAAAUGUUGUUAGAAAUAGCCUAUACAUGCUCCCCUGUUUCUGCUGUUCAUAAAAUACAAUAUUUUAUGAAACUGACGAAUUCAGACAGAUAUAUAAAAGGUCACGUCUUUUUGUAUGUAUAAGAGGAUUUUACACGAACGUCCUGAGAUGUUUUUAAGGAGACGCAUAAUCAAGUGUGUUGCUAUGGCUAAUAGCCUAAUGUGGUGCAAAUGCUAUUCAAGCCUACUCAAUGAAUGUUACCAACGAUUUUUUAUUUAUUUAUUAUUUUUGUGUAUUUUUGUUCAUUAAAGCCUGACUCCAGUUUAUUUUUCUGGCAGAGACUCAAAAAUAUAUAUAUAUAUAUUUUUUUGUUAUCAACCCCCGGUGGGUGAGAUGAGACUUGGCCUACUUGACUGGAGAACCUUUUGUUUUAUAGACACCAGUGCACCACAAAACCCCUGCUCUCCUUUUGUAUGUGUCGACACUAUUUCCUACUUUUGUGAAAUUGCUAAAUAUAUAUAAAUAUACUUUCUUUUCGGUGGAUAGCAUUUACAGUCUCUCUUCCAGUCUCUCAUAAGAAUUAAAAUGUUUAAUUAAAAUUCCACUGUAUAUAUACUGUAUCAUUAAUUAUGCAUUCAAGAUUUCAUUAAAGUGUCUCUAUUCUCUUUGA